Vespula vulgaris is the source of this 2218-nucleotide messenger RNA. Its product is annotated as glucose dehydrogenase [FAD, quinone]-like. Gene Ontology annotation, molecular function: oxidoreductase activity, acting on CH-OH group of donors; flavin adenine dinucleotide binding. The transcript has 3 exons. Lineage: Eukaryota; Metazoa; Arthropoda; Insecta; Hymenoptera; Vespidae. The coding region runs from base 302 to 2218 and encodes 638 amino acids. The record is from RefSeq and is a predicted model, not a curated record.
CGAUGAAAAUGUAGUCAUUGAACAAUGUCUCAAAUAUUUGAAAAGUAUAUGGUAAAAAAUGGUAAAAAAAUGAUCUGAAAUAGGAUCAAAAUAACUUCAAAAAAAUCCAAUAGAAUAAUCAAUUUGCGUAGUAAUUCUGAUUGUAAGACAUAUUACACAUAUUGAUAAAAGCGAAGGAUUAUUAACCAUUGAAAGAUAUAUAUUGUUUCAUUGAAAGUUCUUAACUGAGAGAUCAUUAUUAUUGCAUCUCAGUCCUGCUACAAUUGAAGAAAAAAACAAGAUUUAGCUAAUUAAAAGAUCAAUGAUGAUGGACCUUGCGACAACUGCAAGAACUGCAAUACAAGCGAAUGCGAUUCCGAUCGGUAUCGGAAAACUAAGUAUCAUACCGAUUAUAGUAUCUGCCUUAACUUAUUUGAACUAUAAUUUAGUAGAUCCUGAAAAUCAACCUCAAGUCACGAAAAAAUUAUUAAAAGAAUAUGAUUUUAUAGUGGUCGGUGGAGGUUCAGCAGGUAGCGUUGUCGUUAACAGAUUAACAGAGAAUCCAGAAUGGAAUGUGCUUCUUUUAGAAGCAGGUGGUAAAGAAAACGAGAUCACAGACAUACCAAUUUUUUCUUUUUUCUUGCAAAACAGCAAACUGGAUUGGAAAUAUAAGCCUCAAGCACAGGAUAAUGCUUGCCAAGCAAUGAAAGAUAACCGUUGCCGUUGGCCUCGUGGAAAGGUAUUAGGUGGUUCGAGCGUACUUAAUACUAUGAUUUAUAUUCGUGGGAAUCGUCAUGACUACGAUCAAUGGGAAAGCCUUGGUAAUCCUGGUUGGGGAUACGAAGAUAUACUCCCAUACUUUAAAAAGUCACAGGAUCAAAGAAACCCAUAUUUGGCGCGAAACAAAAAAUACCAUAGCACAGGAGGUUACUUGACCGUUCAAGAUUCUCCGUAUAAUACGCCUCUGGGUCCAGCAUAUCUUCAAGCUGCAGAAGAAAUGGGUUAUGAUAUAGUGGAUGUAAAUGGCGAACAACAAACGGGCUUCGCAUUCCUUCAAUAUACAAUGCGUAGGGGUACUAGAUGUAGUGCGGCCAAAGCAUUUAUACGACCCAUUCAAUUUCGAAAGAAUUUUCACUUAUCACUAUGGAGUUAUGUUACGCGUAUUCUCAUAGAUCCAAGUACGAAAAAAGCCUACGGCGUAGAAUUCAUUAGGAAUGGUCGUGUUGAGACCGUAUUUGCAAAGAAAGAAGUUAUACUUUCGGCAGGUGCCAUAAACACUCCUCAAUUAUUGAUGCUAUCUGGAAUCGGAGCUAGGAAUCACCUUGAAGAUCUUGGUAUUCCAGUGAUCCAGGAUUCACCUGGUGUAGGACAGAACCUUCAAGAUCAUAUAGCACUUGGUGGUCUAAUCUUCCUCAUUGAUAACGAGAUCAGCUAUAAGUACAAUCACGUGAUAAAUAUAAACGCUGCAUUGAGAUAUGCAAUUACCGAGGAUGGUCCUCUAACUUCGAGCGUUGGUCUGGAAGUAAUAGGUUUCCUAUCCACCAAAUACGCCAAUCAAACGGAUGAUUGGCCUGAUAUAGAGUUCAUGGUUUGCUCUAGCAGUAUUACUACUGGAGGAAAACAAGUAAGGAAAGUUAUGGGUCUAACAGACGAUUUUUAUGAUGAAGUCUAUGGAGCGAUUACUGAUCAAAGUAAUUUCAAUAUCUUUCCGAUGCUCCUCAGACCCAAAUCUCAAGGUUAUAUAAAAUUAAAGUCAAAAAAUCCACUCGAUUAUCCGUUGAUAUAUCAUAAUUAUUUGACGAAUCCUGAUGACGUGAGAGUAUUGCGAGAAGGAGUUAAAGCAGCAAUUGCAUUUGCUGAAACAAGUAGUUUGAGAAGAUUAGGAGCAAGAUUUCACAGUAAGCCAUUUCCAAAUUGUAAACAUCAUCCGAUGUUCACAGACGAGUAUUGGGAAUGUGCGAUUCGUCAAUUCACGAUGACUAUUUAUCACAUGUGCUGCACUGCGAAAAUGGGUCCACGAUCCGACCCAAUGGCCGUCGUAGAUCCCUCUUUAAAAGUAUAUGGAGUAGAAGGACUUCGAGUGAUCGAUGCUUCGAUCAUGCCCACGAUCGUUAGUAGCAACAUCAAUGCACCUGUAAUAAUGAUAGGUGAAAAGGGUUCAGAUCUCAUAAAAGAAGAUUGGUUUUAUAGACAAAAAAGAAGCAAUAAGACUAUUGCAGCUUCUUUCGAUGAACAUUAA